UCGAAAUCUGACAAAACUUGAGACUCUUAGCAUGUACAUGGGGCCAGUCUAUAUUGUUCGCUCUUCAACUCCUGAUCGUCGAUCAACAAACAUCAACUUAUUCUGUAAAUCAAGAUAUUAUUUUUGACCAAAACAACGACAGGCAUGGAAACUCCAAACUCGAAGGACAUAAUAUUAACCUCUGAAAAUGGGUUGCCUUCAAAAAAAGUGAAAUCAAAAAGAUCAAAAAACCAUGAAUAUGAUAAUGAAAAUAUUAAUAUGAAAAAAAGUUUUAGCAAAUUUGAUGAUCUUCAAAAACGUAAUCUUAUCCAUGUACGUUCACAAAAUUCAAAAAAAGCACAAGAACUUUUUCAAGCUUCAAAACCUGAGCAGCUUGACAGCUGCCGUCAGUGCAAGAAACCAGUAUACAAAAUGGAGGAAAUCGUCCUUCAGUUUAAGUCGGGGGCAACCUUUUUUCAUAAACAAUGCCUACGUUGCACGGACUGUGGAAAACAACUAAAACCUGAUAACUAUAACGUGCACGACGAAAGCCUAUACUGUCCUGUGCACUUUAAAUUAAUAUUUGCACCAAAGACUGUUUAUGAAGAAAUAAUCCCACGAAAGCCUGAGCUCAUAGUACGAGAAAACCAACCAAUUGAAUUACCACCGGAUGUCGCAAGAGCAUCCGAUAAACCAAAUUAUGGACUUGACGAACUUCACCAACUUAAUGUGCGGUCUAAGUUUAAAGUAUUCGAAAAUAACAAUCCAAUUGAGGAUUUGCAAGAACGUAAAAAUCCGGCUUUUACAGUUAAGUCAAUACGGUCUACACUUACCAAACUUCAUAAGCUCGGGAUACCUAACUCAGAGCUAGGUAAACUUGAUGUCAUUCACAAAAGCGAUUAUAGUGACCCAAACAGCGAGGACGAUAGCGAUAUUGAGAGCUCAAAAAACGAUAUUGAAAGAGAAAGACCAUUGGGCUUAGGAGAAGUUAUGAACGAGAUAAAAUCAAAAUUUGAGCAAGGGGAAUACAUGACAAAAGAAGAACGCCGCGAAGAAAGGAAGCAAGAAAUACAGAACAUACGAUCUCGUUUAUUUUUGGGCAAACAAGCUAAAAUCAAAGAAAUGUAUCAACUGGCUGUUGCUGAGUCAGAACAGGGCACAACAUCGGUCGGAAAGAUCCCAGAUAUUAACACCAUUAAGGCGACUCAAGAAAUUAAAGACCGAUUUGAGAAUGGUGAGGUUUUCAAAGAUAAUAGAGUGCAAUCAAAGGAAUCAAUUCUUGGAAUGCAGGCAGAUGCGGCUGUUUUUGAAUCAGCUAUAAGUAAAGCGUCACGUAGUAUUUUCAUGGAGCUUGAUGCUAACACAACUUCCAGUUUAUGCAGCAACCAUGUACAAAAUAUUAGCCCUGAUAAAAAAGUUGUGAGCCACAGCCAGCUGCGACAGGAGAAAUCCGAUGUUGACGUAGUCAAGUCCGACUCAAAAGCAGAAGAAGUUAAAGUUGCCACUGAAGAGUUAUCAGAACGUUUUAAGUUUUUCGAAACAUAUUCUCCGGCUGAAAAUAAAAAGAAACAAUUUCGCAUGACACCACCACGAGAGGGUGUUGUUAAGAUGCCUACUCCAGAUUCCGACACAGAUGUUUUAGAACAAACUUCCUCGUUUAAUGACAACGUUUUGCAGCAAACCAAAACAACGUCAACCAUCUUAAGUAAGUUUCGGGAAAUAGAAAAACAUAAAAUUGAUAACAGUAACGAGGAAAAAAAACCGAAACCAUUGAAGUGUUUCACUCCUCCACCUGAAAUCGGCAACCGUUUCAAUGCAUCCGAUUCGGAGGAGGAAAGUGAUAGCGACAGCGACGACGAAAAUGUGCUUCCUGAUCCAUAUUAUAAGGAUCAAGCGCUCUGCGAGGCUCAGAACGCCGCUCGUGCCAAGCUACUGCGGGAAAAGUUUGAAAAAUGGCAAAGUAACGAAAUUGAACGCGAGCUUAACGAAGGACGCGCUGAAGAAGCUUAUUCCCAGCAUAUUUCAAACGAGUCAAUUGAAAGUGCUAAAACAAUUCGGGAACGCUUUGAAAAUAUGAAAACCUCUAGUCCUCGUCUGGAACACAAAACAAACCCCAGAAUAAACCGCUUUGUUGUACGUGUAACAAAUUGAAUGAAGUAAUUGAACUGAUCGUUUUAUUUUAGUAAUUCGAUGAUUACGUUUAAAUGACAAGUCGUUAUGAAAGAUUACCGUGUCUCGGAAAAAGAGGAUCACCCGAAGCUUCAAAAUAAUACCUUAUAUUGUAUAUACCUUACUGAAUUACAUUUUUAAUGUGGCAAAUACAAUACGAUUAUAAUAAUUUA
This is a messenger RNA of Drosophila ficusphila, 2321 nucleotides long. RefSeq lists its product as uncharacterized. Gene Ontology annotation, biological process: actin cytoskeleton organization. Gene Ontology annotation, cellular component: cytoplasm. The coding region runs from base 145 to 2130 and encodes 661 amino acids. The transcript has 10 exons. NCBI's taxonomy places the organism in Eukaryota, Metazoa, Arthropoda, Insecta, Diptera, Drosophilidae. The record is from RefSeq and is a predicted model, not a curated record.